Molecule: messenger RNA, 2249 nt
Organism: Fomitopsis serialis
Lineage: Eukaryota; Fungi; Basidiomycota; Agaricomycetes; Polyporales; Fomitopsidaceae
Exons: 17
Coding region: 79-1968 (629 amino acids)
Biological process (GO): regulation of DNA-templated transcription; DNA-templated transcription
Cellular component (GO): nucleus
Molecular function (GO): zinc ion binding; DNA-binding transcription factor activity, RNA polymerase II-specific; DNA binding
Source: RefSeq, a predicted model, not a curated record
CGGUGAUGACUCGGCGACAGGUCUUCCUGUUCGCUGUUGGCGACAACGGCGACUUUGCGGCGACGACACGCUCCCCCGAUGCCGAAGGCACCCUCGACCACCUUCACCCAUGUCCGCGCAGGCGAUUGGCAGUCGCCGAAUAACCCACACGCUCUCAGACGGAACCAGGCGUGCCACCAGUGUCGGAAGCGGAAACUGGUAAGCACACACCCGGCUGACGCAAAACGACCAUGCACGACAUGCAUCCGAUCGCAUGCAUACGCACUCUCGCACGCGCCUCCAGGCGCGCAGAUGCCGCGGGCCCGGACUGCACAUAUGAUAUGGGUGAUCCCCGAUCUCUCCGGCCUACAGCAGCAAGAUCCGCCUGAAGGUCGGCUCGAAAAGCUCGAAAAUAGAAUAGCGGAACUCGAGACGCUCCUCGCUGAAUCGGCCGCGCAAGGCAGACCCUCACACAUCCCCAUCGACCCGUCCCUCUUGCCCGACUCCGGCCAUAAUGUCCAGCAGAUGCGCACAUGUCCUCCAUUACGGCCCCACGCGCAGACGGGUGCGCUGAAUAGUCUUGCAGAGGCCGCCGCACUGUCGGUGAACUCGCACCAGAUGCAGAUUGAAGAGGAGAUUCCCCUGCACGUCCCGAGGCCGCAUCCUAUCGAAGAGAACAUGCCUGGCCCCGAGCUGUUGAGGCAUCUAGUGGAGGCAUACUUCUCGUUCAAUGCGGAUGCCAACAGGCUCCUCCACCGCCCCACUUUCAUGGCCAACCUUUCGCUCCCGCCGACGCACCCGCGCUUCCCGGUGGCCCCGUUGCUCCAUGCUAUAUGCGCGGUUGGCAGCUUCUACACUGCGGCAGUCGAUCCUGCUCCGAAACCGAUGAGGUCGCCCUUCCCCAUGGAUGACCCCUUCGAUGGCAGACAUUGGAUGCAUGCACGAAAACCGUAUUCUUUCGCGGAAGCGCAAGUGAAGUAUGCGCAAGAGACGAUCUUGGGUUUUGGGCAUGUCGGGUCAGAGAUUUUCCAGGCGGUGCAAGCUGAGAUCCUGCUAAGCACGUGGUAUUGGGCAUCAGCAAAGUGUGCGUAUAUGACAAUAUCGCGCUCGCUGCGCUCAUGUACACCAAUGGGCUUGAAUGUCGCCGCGCCUUUUCAAGCACUCUCCGGAAGCUCCAGACCGCCGUCACUGUUGUCCCCUCCGAAGACCGCGCUGGAGGAAGAGUUGAGGCGAAAUGCAUUUUGGCUAGCUUAUGCCUCGGAGCGUACCAUGGGGGCCGGUCAUGGUUGGGCUCUCAUGCUCGACGACGAGGAUGUUUCUCAACUGCUCCCUGUUUGUGGCGAUGACUUCGACGAGGAGAGGUCCGUCCCCUCCCACGAACGGCAGUGGUCGCACGACCACGACAUCCUCAUCCGACACCCUCCCCGGCAGACGGACCCGUUCAUCCUCUACAUCAAGUCGUGCAUCCUUAUCUCUCGGGUCAAAAACUUCAACUCCCGUUUCCGCGCGAAGUAUUACGCUGGCGACCCGGCGACCUUGCCAGUGGGCCCGAAUGGCGAACGUACGCCGAUCAAGGACAUCCGGACGGCCCCUGCGUUCACUGAGCUCAACCAGCUCAUUAACGACUUCCAGAGCUCGAUACCGCCGCAUUGGAAGCGCCCGGUGCAGAAUGGGGUCGUGAACGCGCAUUUGUUCGCGGCGGUCACGACGCCGCACCUCGCAAUCAUUCUCCUCCACGAGGCGCAUGCCCACAUCGAGUCGGAGACGUGUCCAUCGUCGCUGCGGAUCCUGACUGCUGCGCGAGGUAUCUUGAACCUCAUGUACGAUGUCUGCGCGACAAGCUAUAACCUGUCGUUGCUGGGGCAGUUUGUUGUGGCGGCAUGGUUCAUGGCCGGUCGAGUACUCAUUCGCUUCUUGCGCAUCGCCGUCCCGUCGAACGCGACACAACACACAGCGACACUGAUAGCAGAGCUGGACUUCAUACGGUAAAUCGCUACGCCAAGAUGAUGCAAGACUUAAUUCAAGAAUGUUCGGGAGGGGCUGCCGCUGGUCUGGCUUCCAUCAGCACUCCGUCUUCAACAGGCAUGGGCAAUAAUGGCGUCCAGAUGUCCUUCAGUUAGCGGUAUCUUGUGAGGCGACGUCGUGUUCUGAGUUUGAGAUGGAUUCAGUAUGUUAUCACUACUGGUACCGUUGCCUGUUGUUUUUGCUUUCGACGUCUGUAAUGAGUAUGAGCGUGCGGAGUACGCAAUGUGACAUUUGCUGAUUCAUUC